AUGACUCUCCUGGCAGACUUCCUGCCAUCAGUCACAUGGUGGCAUGUUGCCGUGGCAGUUACGGUCUACUACCGCCUCACUUUGCAUCCGCUUGCCAAAUUUCCUGGUCCCAAACUGGCUGCCAUCACCAGGUUGUACGAGGGCUACUACGACGUUAUCCAAGAAGGACAAUACACCUUUAAGAUUGGGGAACUUCACAAGCAAUACGGACCCAUCAUCCGCAUCAGCCCCUACGAGCUUCACAUUAACGACCCCUCCUACUUCGAGAAGCUAUACCGGCAAGACGGCCGAUGGGACAAGUACGACUGGGCCUACAUCGCCCACGGCCGCGGCCUCGACACCGCCAUCUCCGCGCCCGACCACUACCUUCACAAGACCGUCCGCCAGCCUCUCUCACCCUUCUUCUCCAAGGCCAACGUGGGCCGCAAGUUAGGCAUUGUGCGCAAGCAUCUAGACAAGCUCGAGGGCAUCAUUUCUCGAAAAGCGGCGUCCAAGGAGGUCUUUGACCUGGGAGCCGCCAUUAGCGCGUGGGCGCGUGACGUUUCGAAUGAGUUUAUUCUGGGCAAGAGCUACGAUAAUUUGGACAAGGACGACUUUGAUAAGGAUUUCACUACCAUGGUGACGGAUGAGGGGCGGCAGUGGAGGUGGAACAAGCAUUUGCCGAUUUUGAGGGUGGCGUUUAUUUUGCCGUGGGAUUUCAUGAUUAUGGUGGGAGAUAAGGGGAUGAAGAAUGUUUUCGUCACCUCAAGGUACAUCAUCGACGCCCACCUAUCCAACACCUCCUCUUCAGAAGAAAAACCCACCCACACCCACACCAUAAUCAACGACAUCCUCGACUCCCCCUCCCUCCCCUCCCACAUCAAAUCCACUUCCCGCAUCCACCAAGACCUCUUCGUCAUCACCGCCGCCGGCUUCGAGACCACCGCCUCCACCCUCCGCCUAAUCCUCUACCACCUCUUCAGCCCGCCCCAUACAAUCCUCUCCCGUUUACGCUCCGAACUUUCCCAGUUCAACAUCAACCUCUCCGACCUAGACCCAACCUCCUACUCACACAGGUACCGAGAACUAGAACAACUCCCCUACUUGACGGCUAUCCUAAUGGAGGGACUGAGAUUAAGUCCAGCGCUAGCGAGUCGGAUGCAGAGGGUUGCUCCCGAUAGGGAACUUGUGUAUCCAUGUCCCCAACAUGAACCAAACGACGGAAAAAAUAGAAAGGAAUGGGUCAUUCCUAGGGGCACGCCGGUGGGCAUGACGCAGAUUUUGAUGCAUUGGGAUGAGAGCGUGUAUGGAGAGGAUGCGAGGGAGUUUAAGCCGGAGAGGUGGAUGGAUGAGGAGUUUAGGAGGAGGGUGGCGGGUGGGGAGAGGAUGUGGGCGCCUUUUAGCAGGGGGGCGAGGAAUUGUUUGGGGAUGCAUCUCGCUUGGGCAGAGUUGUACCUCUGCAUCGCGACUCUCGCACAGCACUUUGAUCUCGAGUUCCCGGGUCAUAGUGCCGAGGACUUUGAGGCUGCUAUUGAUUCGUUUGUCAUCCUGACGAAGAGCAGGGGUGAGCUGAGGACUGUUGCCAAGGUUCGUGGUUGAAUACCUAGGUAUGUUUGAAAAAUGAUGAGCAAAAUGGUUUCUUAAACCUGGUGGAGUGGACUGGAUGGAAAAGAGGUCAAGAAGAAGCACCAAUAUGUCUUUGGCUAGGUACCUAGUCUGUUCAUAUACUCGCUACCACCGUUUUCCUCCUCCCCUCAUGGCCCCAUGGAGAUGUAUCUGGUCAGCUCAACCUUAGCAUUUGAAUCACGUCUUGAAGCAUUGUUGUAGUAUCAACCACAAGG
Neurospora tetraspora is the source of this 1820-nucleotide messenger RNA. RefSeq names its product cytochrome P450. Lineage: Eukaryota; Fungi; Ascomycota; Sordariomycetes; Sordariales; Sordariaceae. The record is from RefSeq and is a predicted model, not a curated record. Gene Ontology annotation, molecular function: oxidoreductase activity, acting on paired donors, with incorporation or reduction of molecular oxygen; heme binding; monooxygenase activity. The transcript has 5 exons. The coding region runs from base 1 to 1578 and encodes 525 amino acids.